Messenger RNA from Acanthoscelides obtectus, 1125 nucleotides. NCBI's taxonomy places the organism in Eukaryota, Metazoa, Arthropoda, Insecta, Coleoptera, Chrysomelidae. The record is from the annotation of a GenBank genome assembly.
UGAAAACCGAGGAGAACGCCUCUUUUAGUAGAAUUCUCCAAUAGUCAAAACAAUUAUUAAUCACGUGGCGUUAAAAAGAAUCACGUGGCCCUUUCUCACGUCGCCCUCAUGUGAUAGAUGAAGUGAAAAAUGAUCUUGUAUUGAUACAUGUUUUGCAGCUCUGUGAUAUUCGGGGGUUUCUGGGAAAGGUUACAAGAUCAGCAAAUCAGCAUUAUUUUUCAGCAUACUCCAAAUAAAAGUAGAUUUAGCUGAAUCACUUUGUCUACUUUUGAAUAAAUACAGGUUGCCUUAUAUAGCUGUACCUCUGAGAUGGAAGAAAUAAUUUUGAAACACGCCCCGAGUUGCUGGACAAAGUCAACGAUUGUUGGCCAGUAUGAAUUAUCGGCAAAUGAGUUGAACGAUAUUUCAGCAGAAGUGAAAAGGGCGAUAAGAUCAACUCAUUUGAAAAUAAGUUCGAUCAAGCGAUACCAAAAUGUAUAUGAUUAUGGUCAAGUCCUCAUUCGCGAGCAGUUACUGACUGUAAUAAAUCCAGGCAUACAGUAUUAUAGGGUUCGCCGUUUUUUUGUUUUGGCGAAACAUCGUCUAACUGCAGGCUUGGAUUACAAUUUGGAUUAUAGAAGAAUCGGUAGAUGUUCUGAAUUAACAUUCAGAAAAGAAGUUGCGCCAUCUGAUUCUAGUGAAGUGUUAAUUGUUGUUCAGAUUAUCACUGAUAACUUGAACUUAUCCUCAAUACAACCAAAAAAUAAUGCUGAUUAUUUCAUAGAUUAUAUUGUUGAAUUUCAAGAUUAAAUUAUAUAAGACAUGUUAUAACUAUAUCCUCACACAAAAUGUAUUUUAAUUUUCUUAGUGCUAAAGUGCAAAAUUAUAAAUAAAUGGUAAUCUCUGACAGUCAGUUGAUUGUAUGAGGUAUAAAUAUUACUAUACUUACACAAUGUAUUUUUAUUUUAGUAGCCAUCUUGGCAGUGAGGAUAUUUUUAUAUAUUAUGCAAAAUAGCAUUUUAUUAUUUGUUUUUUAUAUUAAUUUAUAACAUUUGUACUGUCAACAAAUUAUUAAGUUUUUAAUGUUAAGUUAACAACAUACGUAGGGUCAUCUUAUAUUUAGCCAUCAAUGUUAACAUUAUUGCA